UCUCUCUCCAAAGACACCAGUCAAUCACAAUUCACAAUUUCUUCCACUUGCCUCUCAUCAAAAUCACUUCUUUUGCUUCCCUUCAUUCUUCAAUAGCUUCCAUGAUUUGAGCUAUGUUUUCUUGAAAAACUCUCUCUUUGUUUUCUCUCUCCCAAAAAAAACAAAUGGAAUUUAUGGAGCCACACCCCAAAAAUCAAGGACCCAAUAACAAUUCCACCUCCGCCGAUCACCGCCGCCACCUCCACCACCACCUCCAAAGUCAAACCGAACCCGGCCCAUCCCCACCCCAUGGGCCAUUGAUGGGCUCCAUCUCCCUCCAACAACCAAGAAACUUAGCCCACUCCCCCUCCUCUGCCUCCGCCGCUGCUACCAGUACUGCUCUCGUCGCUAUUCCUAAUAACAGCGACGACAACAAUACCAACAGCAGCGGCGGCGGCCUGGCGACCAAUAAUAACAAACUGGUCGCCAAGAAGCCGUCCAAGGACCGCCACACCAAAGUAGACGGCCGCGGGCGGCGCAUCAGGAUGCCGGCCCUGUGCGCCGCCCGCGUCUUCCAGCUCACCCGCGAGCUGGGCCACAAGUCGGACGGCGAGACCAUCGAGUGGCUCCUCCACCAGGCCGAGCCGGCCAUCAUCGCCUCCACCGGGACCGGCACCAUCCCCGCGAACUUCUCGACGCUCAACGUCUCGAUGCGCAGCAGCGGCACCACCUUCUCCGCGCCGCCGUCGAAGUCCGCGCCGCUGUUCCUCGGCGGCGCCGCCGCCGGCAUGCUCGGUUUCCACCACCAGCUCGCCGCUAAUUCCCAUUUCGGCCAAGAACCGGAUGAGAAUUACCUCAAGAAACGGUUCAGGGGAGACGAUGCCAGCGGCGCUGCCUCCCCUAAACCGGGGAGAGCCGGCGGCCACGAUCAGGAACCGGGUCAGGAGCAUAAACCCGGUUCGUCGCAGCCGUCGAGCUACAUCCAGGCUCCCGCCAUGUGGGCGGUGGCCCCUGCCGCCGCCAACGUGGGGAACGCCUUCUGGAUGCUCCCGGUAACCGGGAGCGCCGCCGCGACGGCAGCCGGGCAGCAGGAGUGGCAGUACAAGGCCCCCUCCGCCGCGGCGCAAAGAAUAGGCGGCUUCGAGUUCCAAGGAACCGGCCGGUUCAGCCCGGUUCAACUCGGGUCAAUGGUUUUGCAGCAACAACAACAACAAACGCCAGUUCAUCAACUGGGCCUCGGCGUCCCCGAGACUAAUAUGGGAAUGCUCGCGUCAAUAAACGCGUACAAUAAUAACAACAACAACAACAACCACAACGGAAUUGAUCUUGGUAUGAAUUUGGAUCACCACCACCAUCAGCACCACCAGAGUCAACCGCAACAAAGCGACAGCGACGACGAAACGGCAAAAGAUUCACAAUAGUAACAAAAUAAAAAUCUUGACGAGUUUGCACCACCAUUUCCAUAUUUCUCCUUGCUUGGUAGUAUUUUUUUACCUUCUCAAUUUUUUAUCAUAGGUUAGGGUAAAAAAAUGAUUAAUAUUUGUGUGCAUAUCUUUAAUUAUUGGCUUUUUGAGUACUUAAAUUAGGUAACAUUGCAUUUUGUGGACAACAAAUUUGAGUAUGUUGGUUUCAAAAUAGAAAAUUGUGGGAUUUGUGUAUGAUUUUUAUAUUUUUAGAAGUAAAUAUUUCAGUGCAGAAAAACCUGAUAGGUUUUGAAAUUUGUGCUUGUUUUAUUUAAUGUGUGACAGUACUUAUUCAUUCUGUGGUGAGCAAUCAAGGUAUGAUUUUCCUGA
Salvia hispanica is the source of this 1772-nucleotide messenger RNA. RefSeq names its product transcription factor TCP23-like. The record is from RefSeq and is a predicted model, not a curated record. Gene Ontology annotation, cellular component: nucleus. Gene Ontology annotation, molecular function: sequence-specific DNA binding; DNA-binding transcription factor activity. NCBI's taxonomy places the organism in Eukaryota, Viridiplantae, Streptophyta, Magnoliopsida, Lamiales, Lamiaceae.